AUGCAAGGAGGAAAUGUCGAGGGGGAAAGACGAGAGGAAAAGGGGGAGGAAAAGCUAGAGCAAAAAGGGGAGGAAAAUCUAGAGCAAAAAUGGAGGAAAAAACGAGAAGACGCCUACAUCCAGAGGAUAAAUUUUUCCGAAAUAACUGGUCACGGAGAAACGGACAAAAGAAUUGAGUACCUGUGGAACCUAGCCCUGUGCACCGUGUAUGAAAACACAAAACUGUCCAUGAAAUAUAUAACUCUAAUAAAAAAAAUUACAAAAAACAAUGUGCUGUUUGAUAAUGUCUGCUGCCAUCAUUGCAAUUUAAUAUACAUCCCCUUUUACAACUGCGAAAUUAAGAAGCCUGAUGAAAAGAACUUCAUCGUGUACAGGUGCUUUCUGUGUAAGCGUAAAAAAAGACAAACGUUAAGGGACCCAAAAAAUAAAGGAAAAAAUGCCCCGCUUGAGAAUUCCGAUGGACGCAAUGUCCCAAGUAAUCCGCGCAACUGGGGCCUUUUUUUCAUCAACGAGAUAGAUGAGUAUGAAAUAGGAAAGAAAACGCCCGGGGACCAAACGGGGGAUAUUAAAGUGGAGGAUCACUCCCAGGGAAAUAUCCCCUCCGGGGGAGUCAACGUGGAGGAUUACUCCAAAGGAAAUAUCCCCUCCGGGGGAGUCAACGCGGAGGAUAACUUCCCAGGGGAUAUCCCCGUAGAGGAACCACCAAACCAAGUGAUUCCCAUCGAAAACAUAAAAGACUUCUUCACCAUCGACUACGGCACAGCUAGCUGCACGAUUAACAGGGAGAUUCUCACCCCGAUGAUCCAACAAAUUAGUGACGGAAAAAAUAACAACUUGAAAAACCUUAACAGUGCAGGCGAAAAUAGCAACGUUCGAAAAAAAAGAACACUCGAUGGAAGCAUCAAAUGGAACGAGAAAUCAGACACGGUAAAGGAGGCGACGACCAAAGCAGAUGACCUGAGCAAUGCCCAAGAAAGGGCUGUGCCAAAGAGCCCUCCCAACCUGAGCAACGUGAAUAGCGCGCAGAAGUCAAAUGUGCCAAGCAUAGGAAAAAACAUUCCCAUCCUUGGCAGAACGGAUAACUACUUAAAUUUUAACAAACCCAAGAAGAAGAAGAAAAAGAACAUAUUGGACAUCCUGUAA
Molecule: messenger RNA, 1143 nt
Organism: Plasmodium vivax (malaria parasite P. vivax)
Lineage: Eukaryota; Apicomplexa; Aconoidasida; Haemosporida; Plasmodiidae
Exons: 1
Coding region: 1-1143 (380 amino acids)
Source: RefSeq, a predicted model, not a curated record